CUCUCUCUCUCUCUCCACACUCUCCCAUCCAUCCAUCUCCUCCUCCAACGGUCGACAAAGGAUCCAAAUUCUCCAAUCCCUCACCACUCCAAAAUGGCCUCUUCUCUCACGAGCUCUCCUCCUCUCCAUGGCGCCUUACUCUUCAACGGCUCCGCGGCCUCUCCAUCUUCUUCUCAGAGCAAUCUGGUCGGCGCCAAGUACUUUUAUCAGGAGCAAUUGCUGCCUCUGUAUUUCUAUCUCGUGUUAAUUCAGCGUCAUUUGCAGCAGAGGCUAAGAAAGGAUUCAAUGCUGUGUCGGACAAGAAGGAUGGGUACUCAUUCUUAUACCCAUUCGGAUGGCAAGAAGUUGUUAUUCGAGGGCAGGACAAGGUUUUCAAAGAUGUUAUUGAACCCUUGGAAAGUGUCAGUGUAAAUAUGGUUGCCACUACCAAGCAAGAUAUUAGGGAUCUUGGAAACCCACAAGAGGUGGCUGAGGCUUUAAUCAAGAAGGUAUUGGCACCUCCCUCGCAAAAAACAAAGUUGAUCGAAGCCUCUGAGCAUGAUGUUGACGGGAAAGCUUAUUACACCUUCGAGUUUACGGCCCAAGCUCCAAACUUCACUAGACAUGCACUUGGUGCAAUUACUAUUGCAAAUGGCAAGUUUUAUACAUUGACGACAGGAGCCAACGAACGGAGAUGGGAGAAGAUGAAGGACAGGCUGCACACUGUCAUCGAUUCUUUCAGAAUCGACGAAACGAGAACACAAAAGACAUAAAAAGAUGGAGAAGUUAUAUCCUAUGACAUCCAUGUGUUCUUUUUGGAGAUUCCAGUCAUAGAGUUUGAACUAAUAUAUCUCGGAAAACGUAACUCGCGCUUGCUUUGGCUUAUUAUUACAAAGGAUAAUUUGUGAAUUUGUUCAUUGUUCCCUUGUAAAGAUCCUUUUGUUAAAGGAGAUCUCAUUUGUUAACCAAUUUAUUAUUAUUAUUAUAUUAUCUUUCAUACUCAGUGUUUCA
Molecule: messenger RNA, 990 nt
Organism: Ananas comosus (pineapple)
Lineage: Eukaryota; Viridiplantae; Streptophyta; Magnoliopsida; Poales; Bromeliaceae
Product: psbP-like protein 1, chloroplastic
Biological process (GO): photosynthesis
Cellular component (GO): photosystem II; photosystem II oxygen evolving complex; extrinsic component of membrane
Molecular function (GO): calcium ion binding
Source: RefSeq, a predicted model, not a curated record